Messenger RNA from Tachysurus vachellii, 2025 nucleotides. Its product is annotated as C-type mannose receptor 2-like. The coding region runs from base 100 to 1539 and encodes 479 amino acids. The record is from RefSeq and is a predicted model, not a curated record. The transcript is spliced from 10 exons. NCBI's taxonomy places the organism in Eukaryota, Metazoa, Chordata, Actinopteri, Siluriformes, Bagridae.
AGCACAGACUCAGACUGCAGUCAGGACUGAUCUGGUUUAAAGUAAGGCUUUAAAAUUGUUCAGUAUAAGAUCAGGAUUAGUGACGAGUGCAGACUGAAGAUGAGCGAGGAAGUGUACGUGAACACUGGAGUUACUGCUUAUAACAUAUCUCACUCAGAAGAAAGCGUUUAUGAAAAUGAGCUGAAAUUGGAGACCCAGGUGAAAAGAAACAAGCAAGAUCGUACAAAAUCAGGAUUCGAAAUUGCAUGGAGCCGAUGGUACAGACUGACUGCAGUGUGUGUGCUGCUGCUGUGUGUUUUCCUACUGACUGUGGUCACAGUGCUGUGGAUCAAAUACAACAAUCUGACUAUAGAGAAAGACCAGUUACAGACCAGUUACAACAACAUGACUCUAGAGAGAGACCAGUUACUGCACAAUGUCCUUUUAAAACUUGAAGGAUGGAGAGUUUUCAGCUCAAGUGCUUAUUCCAUUUCUACUGUAAAGAAGAGCUGGGGGGAAACCAGACAGGAUUGUAUAAAGAGAGGAGCAGAUCUGGUGAUCAUAAACAGUACAGAGGAACAGGAGUUCAUCAGUACAAAUUUCUGUGGUACUAAAGCUUGGAUUGGUCUGAAUGACAUAGACACAGAGGGGACAUUUAAAUGGGUGGACGGUUCACCACUGACCACUAAGUUCUGGUGGUCUGGAAAACCAAAUAAUUUGAACAAUGCAAGCUGUGUUAUAACAGGCUACACAAAGGCUAAGUUUAACAUCUCCUCCUGGGCCGUUUAUCCCUGUAACCUCCCUAUGUCUGAAUGUGCGUACGAUGAUGGGAUCUACAAUAAUGGGAUCUACAUUGAGGAACUACAGAGAGGAGAGCGAGUGGAAAUGGUGGUGGAUAUUUAUGAGAGUACAGAUGCUGUUCUAGGUCAUGGCCCUUACACACAAACAGAGGAUACGGGCACAAAGAAGAACUUCCAAAUUCGUCUUACAGAAGGAGACAUAACAUGGAGCAGAUGUUACAGACUGACUGCAGUGUGCUUUCUGCUGCUGUGUGUUCUCUUACUGACUGCCGUCACAGUGCUGUGGAUCAAAUACAACAUCUUGAAUACACAAAACAAACAGAUACAGACCAGUUACAACAAUCUGACUCUAGAGAGAGACCAGUUACAGAGGUUUACCAAAUUGGGAUGGAGAUUCUUCAGCUCAAGUCUUUAUUACAUUUCUACUACAUCUAAUAGCUGGAAUGAGAGCAGGCAGGACUGCAGAAAGAACCUAUCAGACUUGGUCAUCAUUAACAACAAAGAGGAACAGGAGUUCUUGUACCAGCUCCAUGACAAAAAAAAGGCUUGGAUAGGUCUGAGUAAAAGAGACGCAAAGGAUGUGUGGAAAUGGGUGGACGGUACACCACUGACCACUGAGUACUGGGCAUCUGGAGAACCCAACACAUAUGGUGAAGAGUAUUGUGUUGUUACUGGCUAUAGGUCAAAUCUUAAAAGCUGGGCUGAUUUUCCAUGUAAAACUAUGGCACAUUACAUAUGUGAGAAAAGAAUUUUUAACUAAAUAAGAACUUUUGAAAUUGAAUGUAAUCUACAUUUCACCCCCCCCCCUUUCUCUGUUGAGCCUUGACAUGAAUGUACAUUGUUAUGUAACUGUAUUAUAAAGUUCUAUCUAUCUAUCUAUCUAUUUAUCUAUCUAUCUAUCUAUCUAUCUAUCUAUCUAUCUAUCUAUCUAUCUAUCUAUCUAUCUAUCUAUCUAAGAAGAGACUUUUCGACCAGGAAGUGUUCAGAUUUCGGGUGAUGGCCCCCUCUGGUGGGGAGGAGAGGAAAUUGCCGGUGGAUUCGUUGAUAAACAGUAUACAGUAUAUACAGUAGUUUGUAAGUUUGUUUGCGAUGAUGCCCAGAAUUGGGAUAGAGGUGACUAGAGGUCCUGCAAACUUCGUGGUGUCUUAAACCUUAUUAGGGAUAAUUAGGUGGAGAAAAAAUAUACCAGAAAAAGUCAAAAGUAUUUUUAAAAAGAGAAUUUUUUUUUAAGAAUUUCCUCUAAGAC